This is a messenger RNA of Meloidogyne enterolobii, 468 nucleotides long. The record is from the annotation of a GenBank genome assembly. Lineage: Eukaryota; Metazoa; Nematoda; Chromadorea; Rhabditida; Meloidogynidae.
AUGACACUAUCCUCAACAACACAAAAUGGAACCUCUUCACCUGAUUCUCAAGAACUGAUUAAAUGUCGUAUUCAAUUUGUCAACGAUAUAGACCCUUUUCGUUGUUCUUCAACAAAUGCCGGUCUUCACAGAGAGCCUAUAAAGCCCAUUCAAUGCAAUCUACAGCUACAUAGAUCUAUUUCUGAACAAUUACCUGAAUUAAUUAAAUUACUUAGAGCUCCACAUAAGAGUGGAGAUUGUUGCCUUCAAGUACAGUGUAGUGGAAUUAAAAAUGGAGAUGAAUUUGCUUCUUAUUUGGAUUCGGAAUUGACUUUAAGUGAACAAACUGAGGAAUUGGAAUUGUUGCAAAAUGAACCGUGAGUUUUCUCUUAUAAAUAAUUUUUUUAUUAAAAUUUAAAUAAAUACAUAUAUUCUUUAAAUACAAGUACACAUAUUUUCUCCCUCUUUUUUUAACGUUCCUUUUCCACU